UGAAUGACCGAUUCGUUUUUUACCACCAAAAAAAGAGGUGGUCGAUAAUUCUCCCACCGUCAUUUUGUUUCCUUUUUCUUUUUUGUUUUUCAAACAACAAUUUAAAUAUGAAAUUAGCAAGCUUAGCUUUACUUUUAACAACCGUCGUAGGUUUAUCAAAUGCUAGUUUUUUACCAGGUUUAGUCAUGCAAGAGGAUGUUGGAACAUACAUGCAAGAGUCAACCAAGUUAAUCACCAAUUGCGGUGAUGCCAGUGACAUUUUAACUAUUGACUAUGUCACACUUUCACCUGAUCCUCCAGUGAAAGGUGAAGAGCUAACAAUCGAUUUCAAAGGUUACUUAUCCGAGACUGUGCCCAACGGAACUACUGUUCAGGUUAUUGUCAAAUAUGGUGUAGUUAAGUUAAUCCAGAAGACAUUUGAUUUCUGUGAAAAGAUUGAAGAGGUUGAUGAAAAAUGUCCUAUCCCCCAAGGUGAAUUAUCCUUCACCAAAGUAGUUGCUUUGCCCAAAGAAAUUCCUCCCGGAAAAUACACGGUUCAUGCUGAAGUAAAGACACCCGAAGAUAAGCGUGUCGUCUGUCUUAUUGGUCAAACCAUCUUUCCUAGAAAAUAAUUUUUAAAUAAAAUAAUGAAAGCUAAAUUUGUGUAAUUGUAAA
Molecule: messenger RNA, 654 nt
Organism: Mucor mucedo
Lineage: Eukaryota; Fungi; Mucoromycota; Mucoromycetes; Mucorales; Mucoraceae
Product: ML domain-containing protein
Exons: 4
Coding region: 108-611 (167 amino acids)
Biological process (GO): intracellular sterol transport
Molecular function (GO): sterol binding
Source: RefSeq, a predicted model, not a curated record